Molecule: messenger RNA, 656 nt
Organism: Solanum stenotomum
Lineage: Eukaryota; Viridiplantae; Streptophyta; Magnoliopsida; Solanales; Solanaceae
Product: mitochondrial import inner membrane translocase subunit TIM10-like
Exons: 6
Coding region: 124-369 (81 amino acids)
Biological process (GO): protein insertion into mitochondrial inner membrane
Cellular component (GO): mitochondrial inner membrane
Source: RefSeq, a predicted model, not a curated record
AUUAGUUUAACACUUUAACCUCAAAACUCAAAACCCUCACAGUUCUCUUUCUCUUCUUUGCGCCUCUCAUUCUUGGAUUCACUUUCUGGGGUUUUACCUAAUUUCCAUUCUUGAAAGGUUAUAAUGGCUGGUGUUCCUUCUGACCUUGAAAAAGAACAGAUAUUCUCUAUGGCAGAGAAAGAGAUGGAGUAUAGAGUGGAGAUGUUUAACAAGCUUACGCAUACAUGCUUCAAAAAAUGCGUCGAGAACAAGUACAAGGACUCGGAGUUGAACAUGGGUGAAAAUAGUUGUAUUGACCGAUGUGUUUCAAAGUACUGGCAGGUGACUAACCUAGUGGGGACGCUUCUUGGGAACACUCGACCCAUGUAACAUUUUCCCAUUGUCUACUUCGUGGUGUUGGAAUAAUCUAUCAGGCAGAACAGCAAGGAAGAAAUUGAUAAUCCUUUUCUUUAUACUGCGAAGAUGUUGCCUCUUUGAACAAAUUUUACGAUAUUUAGAAGUAUAUUUCAAUUUUACUCCUUGACAGUAAAGAUGAUCUGAACCAAUGUGUAAUGGCUAUUGAUGAUUUUUUGUGAUACAAUAGGAAAAUUUCAGCUUCUGGCCAAAAUGUUAGAUUUUGAUGUUGCAAGAAUGAAUUUCACAGUUUUUGGUCAUUA